Scleropages formosus (Asian bonytongue) is the source of this 4563-nucleotide messenger RNA. RefSeq names its product ATPase family AAA domain containing 2B (gene atad2b). Gene Ontology annotation, cellular component: nucleus. Gene Ontology annotation, molecular function: ATP binding; chromatin binding; ATP hydrolysis activity. The transcript is spliced from 27 exons. Bases 144 to 4310 code for a protein of 1388 amino acids. Gene Ontology annotation, biological process: nucleosome disassembly; nucleosome assembly; transcription initiation-coupled chromatin remodeling. NCBI's taxonomy places the organism in Eukaryota, Metazoa, Chordata, Actinopteri, Osteoglossiformes, Osteoglossidae. The record is from RefSeq and is a predicted model, not a curated record.
GUGAGUUUCGCCUGCCGACAGUAGAGGGAGAGAGAGCGCGCGAGAGAAAAGAGAGAAAUGGCGCCUCGGCACUCCGCUCACUAAGACAGUAACUAGCGGACAAGACUGACAACAGCAAGAGCCGAGAAAAAAAAGAGGGAAUCAUGGUGAACACCCGAAAGAGCUCCCGACAUGAGCAAUGUACUCCGUUCAUCUCGUCCAGAACCAGGUCGUCCGUGAAGAACAAGCCCAGCAGCGCGGAGGAACAGCACCAUAAAGACCUAGGAAGUGAUGUCAGCUCCAGCAGUGCCCGUCUGUCACCCCCUUCCAAACGGACCCGCAGACACACUACCCCCAGCUCCAGUGACACCUCGCCAAGCCCCCAGACCAAAGGUCAAAGAGUCUCCUGGAAUAUCCCCAAACAUCGCACGAGGCGAUCAGAAGCCCUGCAAAAUGGACAUGGAAACAUCACCCGCAUGAACCCGAGGGGUGAGGACAGUGGAGAUGGCGACCAUGCUCACAUGAAUGGACUAAAGAGGAGUUGCCGCUCCAGGAAGAGCCAGUUUGAGCACCUCAACCAGAGCCUGCUGUUUGAUCAGCUUGUCAACAGUACCGCAGAGGCAGUACUGCAGGAAAUGGACAACAUUAGCAGCAUCCGACAGAAUCGAGAGGUGGAAAGUCUCCGAAUGUGGACAGACACUGAAUUUGAGAAUAUGGACAUGUAUUCACGGGUGAAGAGGAGAAGAAAGUCUCUGAGGAGGAACUCCUAUGGGAUGCAGACACAUCACAAAGUCCUCAGUGAAACUGCGGCCGAAGAAGAGGAGGAGGAGGAAGGAACAGAAGAAUCCCAUGAAGAAGGCGAGGAGGAGGAUGAAGAUGUAGAAGAUGAUGAAGAUGAUGACGAUGGAGAUGAGGUGGAGGAGACUGGGGAGGAAAACGACAGGCGUUACAAUCUGAGGCAGCGCAAAACUGUGCAGCGAUAUGAAGCUCCCCCUAUUGAGCCAGUGAAUAGAAAGCAAAGCAAGGACACACUGUUUGAUACUCACAGGUCUCCAGCACGAAGAAGCCAUGUAAGGGUUAAAAAGCAUGCCAUCCAUAGCAGCGACACAACGUCGUCUUCUGACGAGGAACGCUUUGAGAGAAGAAAGAGCAAGAGCAUGACCAGAGCCCGUAACAGGUGUCUUCCCCUGAAUUUACGGCCAGAAGACCUUGCUAGUGGAGUGCUUCGUGAUCGAGUAAAAGUGGGAGCUAGCUUAGCAGAUGUAGAUCCCAUGACCCUGGAUACCUCUGUGCGGUUCGACAGUGUUGGGGGUCUCAGGAAUCACAUCCAGGCUCUGAAAGAGAUGGUGGUCUUCCCUCUUCUGUACCCAGAAGUCUUUGAGAAAUUCAAAAUCCAACCACCAAGGGGCUGCCUCUUUUACGGACCUCCUGGAACAGGGAAGACUUUGGUGGCCCGGGCCUUGGCGAACGAGUGCAGCCAGGGGGAUCGCAAAGUGUCCUUCUUCAUGAGGAAAGGAGCAGACUGUCUUAGCAAGUGGGUGGGCGAAUCUGAACGGCAGCUACGCCUGCUCUUUGACCAGGCAUAUCUGAUGAGGCCCUCUAUAAUCUUCUUUGAUGAGAUUGAUGGCCUGGCACCUGUGCGUUCCAGUAGACAGGAUCAAAUUCACAGCUCCAUAGUGUCCACGCUGCUUGCUCUGAUGGAUGGAUUGGACAGUAGGGGUGAGAUAGUGGUCAUUGGUGCUACAAACAGACUUGACUCUAUCGAUCCCGCACUCAGGAGACCUGGUCGAUUUGACAGGGAGUUUCUUUUCAGCUUGCCUGAUAGAAAGGCUCGAAAGCACAUUUUAGACAUUCACACCAGGGACUGGAAUCCCAAACUGGCAGAGCCUUUUGUUGAGGAGCUGGCAGAGAAAUGUGUUGGCUACUGUGGGGCCGACAUUAAAGCACUUUGCACAGAGGCAGCGCUGGUGGCCUUGCGACGGCGCUACCCCCAGAUCUAUGGCAGUAGCCAGAAGUUCAAGCUGGACGUGGACUCCAUCGUCCUGGGCCCGCAGGACUUUCAGCAGGCCAUGCGCAUUAUUGUCCCCGCCUCCCAGCGUGCUCUGGGAGUCCCCGGCCGUGCCCUCUCCGCUGUGGUGCGGCCGCUGCUGGAGGGUGCUCUCUCUGAGGUGCUGAGCAGCCUGCUUCGAGUCUUCCCCCAUGCAGAAGCCUCUCUCAGGGACCCCCUGGACGAUGCUGACAAUCAGCUGCUAGAGGAUGACUUUUACAGUGACGAUGACAGCGACAAUGGUGCUCCAUCAAUUUACGAUGUCCAUUCAGAAUCUCCAAAGAAACAAACGCCCUUAGCUGCACAUCAAUCCUUCUUGCAUUUCACUAUGUCAGCCUAUCACCAGCCCACCUCAUACCGGCCGCGCCUGCUCUUGGCAGGUGAUCGUGGCUCAGGGCAGAGCACACACCUUGCCCCUGCCGUGCUGCACUGCCUGGAGAAGUUCUCAGUGCAUCGGCUGGACCUACCUACCCUCUACUCCAUUAGUGCCAAAACCCCAGAGGAGUCCUGUGCUCAGGUGUUCCGUGAGGCCCGUCGGACUGUGCCCAGUGUGGUGUACAUGCCCCACAUCAGCGAAUGGUGGGAGGCCAUUGGCGACACUGUCAAGAGCACCUUCCUCACACUGUUGCAAGAUGUGCCCUCCUUCACCCCUGUGCUCCUCCUUGCCACCUCAGAGACGACCUAUCAGCAGCUCCCAGAAGAGGUCAAGUGCAUCUUCAGGACCAGGUAUGGGGAGGUGGUCAAUCUGAAAAGGCCAAGCAAGGAGGACAGGAGGAAGUUCUUCAGGGACUUAAUCCUGGUCCAGGCAGCACGAGCACCUGCCCGCAGGAAAAAAACAACCCAGCAGGCCCUUGAGGUGCUACUUCCGGCUGAAGACCCGGGCCCACGCCAGCUCUCCCCGGAGGAGCAGCGGCGUUUGGAUGAGCAAGAGGAGAACACACUGCGGGAGCUGCGGCUCUUUCUCAGGGAUGUCACCCGCCGGCUGGCCACAGAUAAGCGCUUCAGCAUCUUCAGCAAGCCGGUGGACGUUGAGGAGGUGUCAGAUUAUCUUGAGGUCAUCAGGCAGCCCAUGGAUCUGUCAACAAUAAUGACCAAAAUCGACACCCACAAGUAUCUUACUGCGAAGGACUUUCUUGCAGACAUUGACCUCAUUUGCAGCAAUGCCCUUGAGUACAAUCCUGAUAAAGAUCCUGGAGAUAAAAUCAUCCGCCAUCGAGCAUGCAGUCUCAAGGACACGGCACAUGCCAGGUUUGCAUCAGAGCUCGAUCCAGAGUUCAACCGUAUGUGCGAAGAGAUCAAGGAAUCUAGGAGAAAGAGAGGCUUCCAGAGCGUGCCAGAGCUGCCAAAUCCUCCACAGCCCCCAGCAGCCAAGAAGGCCGGAGAGGAGGAGGCUGCUGGGAGCACCACUCAGGGGGAUGGAGUGGACAGCCCACCGGCCAAGUGCAGUAACCAUGUGAAGCGUAAAGCGAGGAGGAAACCCUCGUGGGGAAGAGGCAUCAUCCGUAAAAAGAAGAGCUACUUGAAGAAGGAAGGGAUUGAAGGAGAUGAGGAGGGGGCACCGUCAAGUGGUAGACUGACAGCUGAGGAUGUUGGGGAGGAGUACAGUAUGGCAGGGCCUAGUGACUCUUGCCUGACACAGGAUGAGGACUCCUCAUGUGACACCAUGGAGACCUCUCACGGUGAGCCACAGCCUAAUGGACACGUGCUUUCCACAGAGGAAGAGAGCUCCAACGAGCCACCUGUUGUCCCUGCUGAGCCAAGGCACAAGCAGGAGGCCAUGUCUACAUCUGGUCGACUGCAAGAGUGUAUGAAUGGGGAUGAGUCACUGGACAGUCUGGAUAGUGAGGCCAACAAGAAGAGCUCUGAGGGUGGUGAAGAGAUGAGCACAGAAGUGGAGGUGGUAAGCACCCAGUCUUUGGCAGAGGGUGACAAGUUGGCAAGUACAGGUGUGGCGCACCACCAUCAGGAGAACAAGGCUUCUACUCCACAGAGCAGUUCACAGCAGGUGGCCUGUGAAGAGGAACAAGAUGUCUCCAAAGUGAAGAACUGCAGGAGAACUACUACUGAGCAACAGAAGGCAAUAAUAGUGGAGGAAAGGCCAGAGGAUUUACAACUGCCACCAUUGCCACCCCCUCUAGUGGUUGACUAUGAAAGACUAAGGGCAGAACAUAUCUCUAACAACAGACCCUGGCACUUUGAACACUGCAACACACAUGCUGAGUUUCACCUAAUAUCCAAGUGCAAAUUGGAUUGGUGCUUCUUGAAGCAAUUCUAUGGCUGGUGACCGGACUUGGGUAAGGACGCAGGCGUAAUUGGUGUAAAAUCAUUCUUCUAAAGCGCACUGAUGUGCCCCUUAUCUUCUUGGCAGUGCCUAAUAUCACACCAUUACUUCGGUGUAGUAGUCUUGACAGACAGCUGCUGUGCAUCCUCAUCGUAUAGUGAUCAAAACAUCGCUCCCCCUUCCCAAACUGCUGUUGCCUCUGUGCGCUACCACACUGGCUGCAGGCAAUGCGUGCAGUCAAUAAAACGCUUCUUAA